Fulvia fulva is the source of this 243-nucleotide messenger RNA. Its product is annotated as Ribosomally synthesized cyclic peptide ustiloxin B precursosr. The coding region runs from base 1 to 243 and encodes 80 amino acids. The transcript is spliced from 2 exons. The record is from RefSeq and is a predicted model, not a curated record. Lineage: Eukaryota; Fungi; Ascomycota; Dothideomycetes; Mycosphaerellales; Mycosphaerellaceae.
AUGCUUACUCUCUACAUUAAACCAGUCAACAAGCGUGCCGAAGCGUUCGAGGACUACAUCAUUCCAAUCGACAAGCGUGCGGAAGCGGUUGAGGACUACAUUAUUCCAAUCGACAAGCGUGCGGAAGCGGUUGAAGACUACAUUAUUCCAAUCGACAAGCGUGCGGAAGCGGUCGAGGAUUAUAUUAUUCCAAUCGACAAGCGUGCCGAAGCGGUCGAGGACUACAUUAUUCCAAUUGGCUAG